CCUGCGGGGGGAUUAAAAACAAAACAAAGGCGGUUUUUAUUUUAAAUAACAAAAAUAAUAAUACACGCACUUUCGUCUCUGGCGCUUUCUGCUGGAGAGAGCGCGACGUGAAACCGGUAAGUGUCUCUCGCUGCAGCCUCGUCUCUCCUCCGGUCGGAGCGGACGCCUCGCUCGCAGCCUGCGCCGCGGCAUGAGGCGCGCCGGGAGGAGACGCAGCUCCUCCGUGUGGGACUGCUUCGAGCAAGUGGGGAACUUCGUGCGCUGCACGAAAUGCGACGCCAUGCUGAAGUACUGCGGCGGAGCCACCAGCUCCAUGAUGAGCCACAUGAGCCGGCACAGCCAGGCCGCGGCGCCGCCGCCGGACGAGGACGAGAAGCCGCUGGUCUGCACCGUGCAGUGCUGCGACGACGAGGGCGCGUCCAACUCGGACAUCAUGCAGGUCGCCAUCGCUUCGCCCGCUCCCCCCGAGAGGGACUACGGGGAAAGGAAGCGGCUGAAGCGGAGCUCCGUCUGGGACAUUUUCGUCAAGGUGGACGACGAGGUGCACUGCACGAUGUGCGACACCAAGCUGAAGUACAGGAGCAGCACCACCAGCAUGAUGUACCACAUGAAGAACAAACACCAGGACACGGUGCCCAACGAAGCCGUGUCGCUGGCCACGCACGCGGAGGUGACCGAGGUCAUCUCCAGAAUGAUUGAAAAAGAUAUGCUUCCCAUCAGCAUAGUCAAUGGAGAGGGCUUCCGGGAGCUGCUGGCGCACACCAUGCACAGUUACAAGAUGCCAACAGUGGGAGAUAUCACACGUAUUAUUGAGGGACACUUCCAUGACAAGGUGGAGGAACUCAUGCUGCAGCUGGGGAGAACAGAGAAAGUGGCUCUGACAGCCGAUUUCUGGACAGCCCUUCCAUUUCAGAGGUACAUCACAGUGUCCUGUUCAUUCAUAACAGAGGACUGGCAGGGGAGAUCAGCCGUCCUGCAGACGCACAAGCUCUCAUCUGACUGCCACAUGUCUGCAGACAGACUCAUUGAGAGGCUCCUGAGAACCGCGCAGACCUGGGGCAUAACAGGAAAAGUGAUUGCGUGUGUUCAUAACAGCACGUCGAGCCCUUUGAUGGCCCAGGCCUGCACCCAAGUCACCUGGGAGAACGCCACGUGCUUUGCCACGACGUUACAGCUUGUAGUCAAUGACGGGCUGAGUGACGACCUCGUCCGGAUCGUCAUGACGGCGGGGAAGCUGGUUAAGCACUUUAACCACAACCUGCUGGCAAGUGAAGCCUUGGAACAGAAGCAGGUUCAAAUGUGUCUUCCUCAACACAAGCUCAUUCAAUCCAGCAAGGCCAGAUGGGACACGAUCUGCGAUAUGUUCGAGCGCCUGCUCGAGCAGCGGUGGGCGAUUAAAGCCGUGCUGUCCGACCGAUCGAUCACCACCAGACAGGAGGCGCAGAGCCUGGAGAUUGAAGAUGACUACUGGCAAAUCAUUGAGAAUUUCACGCCCGUCUUGGCAACGUUGAAGUGGGCAACGACGGUCAUAUCCGCUGAAACGGAGGUGUCCAUUUCAAACAUCUACCCGAUCACGUUUAGUCUCGUUCAAACUCACCUUGUGCCAAAGGAAAGUGACGUAGAACAAGUGUCAGAGUUCAAGCUCAAAGUUCAGAAGUCUCUCAGAAAGCAAAUGGAGGUUGACUCCAGUGACCUAGCCUCAAAACCGGCUCUGAUCGCCUCCAUGCUGGAUCCUCGACACAAACACCUCAGCUUCCUGACGCCAACAGGGAGACUGGCUGCCAAAGUCAAGCUGCAUGAGCUCGUUUCAAAGCUCGAUGUGAUGAAUAGUACUAUAGCCACAAAGGAUGAGCAGCAGGAGACCCUGAUCACGCCCGAUAUCAGUCAGGUGGCUCUGCCCUCCCAAACCAGGAGCGACACCAAGAACACCAUGAUGCUGCUUCUGGGGGACAACUACAGCUCCUCGUACGCCACGGACUCCGAGGCUCAGGUGGAUUACUACCUGCGAGACAUUGCUCCCACGCUGGACAUUAACCCUCUGGACUGGUGGAGGGUCAACGCCCCCAGGUUCCCCAAACUGGCUAUUCUAGCCAGGCACUAUCUGUGCGUACCUGGGGUCUCGCUCCCAUCUCUGCUGUCAGAGACUGGACAGAUAUUUGCAACCAUGCGCACAAGACUGAACCCUGAGCAUGUCGAUAUGAUGAUCUUUGUAAACAGGAAUGCAUGACUUGUAGGCUGAUACAUGAUCAGGAUGCGUUUCUUUAACCACUGUGUAAUUAUUUGCAUUACUGCUGUUAGAAACCCAUCGACCACU
This is a messenger RNA of Salarias fasciatus (jewelled blenny), 2314 nucleotides long. RefSeq names its product zinc finger BED domain-containing protein 4-like. Gene Ontology annotation, molecular function: DNA binding; protein dimerization activity. The coding region runs from base 191 to 2227 and encodes 678 amino acids. The transcript has 2 exons. NCBI's taxonomy places the organism in Eukaryota, Metazoa, Chordata, Actinopteri, Blenniiformes, Blenniidae. The record is from RefSeq and is a predicted model, not a curated record.